AUGGAGAGCACGCCGGCGGCCACCGCCAGCUCCAGCGUCGUCAGCCAUGGAGUUCGUAGGGAGGGCGGGAGCCUCCUCCUCCUGCCGUUCCCGGGGGCACAGGGCCACACGAACCCGAUGCUGGAGCUGGGCCGCCGCCUUGCACGCCACGGCCUCCGCCCCACGCUCGUCACCACCCGCCACGUGCUCUCCGUCACCCCGCUCCCCGGCGCGCCCUUCCGCGUGGCUCCCAUCUCCGACGGCUUCGACGCCGGCGGCUUCGCCUCAUGCCUUGACACCGACGAGUACUUCUCCCGGCUGGAGGCCGUGGGGUCCGAGACGCUGAGGGAUCUCCUGCUUUCGGAGGAAACGACCGCGGUGCGCGUGCUAGUGUACGACUCGCACCUGCCGUGGGCAGGGCGGGUGGCGCGCGCGGCCGGCGUGCCUGCCGCGGCGUUCUUCUCGCAGCCGUGCGCUGUGAACGUCAUCUACGGUGAGCUGUGGGCGGGUCGGCUGGCGCCGCCGGUGACGGACGGGCGUGAGCUGCUGGCGCGCGGAGCGCUGGGCGUGGAGCUGGGGCCGGAGGACGUGCCGCCAUUCGCAGGGGCGCCCGAGUCGCAGCCAGGGUUUUUUAAGAUGUCGAUUGGGCAGUUCGACGGGCUGGUGGAGGCGGACGACGUGCUCGUCAACUCAUUCAGCGACAUCGAGCCAACGGAGGCAGAGUACAUGGAAUUAACGUGGGGAGCGAAGACCGUAGGCCCCACCUUGCCAUCGUUUUACCUCGAGGACGAUCGUCUGCCCUCCAACAAGUCUUAUGGUUUCAAUCUUUUCGGCGACGAUGCACCGUGUUUGGAUUGGCUAGAGGAACAUAGCAUCUCCUCUGUUGUGCUUGUAUCCUACGGGACUUUCUCGAACUAUGACACAACCCAGCUGGAGGAACUUGGCAAUGGAGUAUGCAGCUCAGGCAAACCUUUCAUAUGGGUUGUUAGGUCCAAUGAGGUACACAAGUUAUCCGAAGAAGUCAAGGCAAAAUGUGAGAAGAAUGGAUUGAUUGUUUCUUGGUGCCCCCAACUUGAGGUUCUGGCACAUAAGGCCAUCGGUUGUUUUGUUACUCAUUGUGGCUGGAACUCGACACUUGAGGCAGUUGUUUGCGAUGUACCUAUUGUGGGAAUUCCGCACUGGGCGGACCAACCCACCAUCGCAAAGUAUGUGGAGAGCGCAUGGGAUAUGGGUGUGCGAGUGCGGAAGAGUGAAACUGGAUUUCUAAGGAGUGAGGAGGUCGGGAGGUGUAUUAGGGAGGUCAUGGAUGGAGAGAGGAAGAACGAGUAUAAAAGGAAUGCAGCAAAGUUGAUGCAGAAGGCUAAGGAGGCAAUGCGAGAAGGUGGAAGCUCCGACAAGCAUAUUGCUGAAUUCGCUGCAAAGUAUUUGUCAAUUUAA
Messenger RNA from Triticum dicoccoides, 1416 nucleotides. RefSeq names its product UDP-glucosyltransferase UGT13248-like. The coding region runs from base 1 to 1416 and encodes 471 amino acids. Gene Ontology annotation, biological process: detoxification. Gene Ontology annotation, molecular function: quercetin 3-O-glucosyltransferase activity; quercetin 7-O-glucosyltransferase activity. Lineage: Eukaryota; Viridiplantae; Streptophyta; Magnoliopsida; Poales; Poaceae. The record is from RefSeq and is a predicted model, not a curated record. The transcript is spliced from 3 exons.